Gastrolobium bilobum is the source of this 1124-nucleotide messenger RNA. Its product is annotated as probable beta-1,3-galactosyltransferase 14. The transcript has 7 exons. Gene Ontology annotation, molecular function: hexosyltransferase activity. The record is from RefSeq and is a predicted model, not a curated record. NCBI's taxonomy places the organism in Eukaryota, Viridiplantae, Streptophyta, Magnoliopsida, Fabales, Fabaceae. The coding region runs from base 183 to 1124 and encodes 313 amino acids. Gene Ontology annotation, cellular component: Golgi membrane.
UUAGUCAGCUUCACUGUCACAAUUACACUACCUGUCUCUCUCCUCUUGGGCUACCUUACCUACAAUCUUCGGUUUCUAAGAACAAAACCUCUAUAUUUGUGUGAUGGUGCCAUGAACGAAACCUCAAACCCCAUCACCACCAUAAACCCCAAACGUGUGUGGUGUGUGUGAUUCCAUGAGCCAUGCCUUCCUCUCCAAAAUCCUACUCCUCCUACGCCCGCCAAUCCGCCGCAUUCUCGUCUCGUAGAUCCGCCUUCAUCAUCGUCGCCUCCGCUGUGCUCGUCGGAUUCCUCAUCGGAACCGUCGCUUUUCUGAGGCCAAUUAAGGGCUACCGCUGCCUCAGCCCGCACCCCAGAUCGGUUCGGGUGGUGUGGGAGCAUGCUAGCGGCGGCGGAGGGAGCCAUGGGGUUGCGAAUAGGCAUAAGGUGAUGGGGUUUGUGGGGGUUCAAACCGGGUUCGGGUCUGUGGGUCGGAGAGCUUCGUUGAGAAAAACUUGGUUUCCCUCUGAUCGGCAAGGCCUUGAACGCUUGGAAGAAGCCACUGGGUUGGCUUUUAGGUUUAUCAUUGGUAGAACAAGUGAUAAAGCUAAGAUGUCUGCGCUUCAGAAGGAAGUAGCGGAAUAUGAUGAUUUCAUUCAGUUGGAUAUCCAAGAGGAGUACAGUAAGCUCCCAUACAAAACGUUAGCUUUCUUCAAAGCUGCUUAUGCUCUUUUUGAUGCCGAGUUUUAUGUCAAAGCUGAUGAUGACAUAUAUUUAAGGCCAGAUCGUCUUUCAUUGCUACUGGCAAAAGAGCGAUCACACUCUCAGACUUAUAUAGGAUGCAUGAAAAAGGGACCUGUUUUCACUGAUCCAAAACUCAAAUGGUAUGAGCCACUAUCACAUUUGCUUGGAAAGGAUUAUUUUCUUCAUGCAUAUGGUACUAUAUACACUCUUUCUGCCGAUGUUGUUUCAAGCUUGGUUGCACUCAGGAAUGACAGUUUCCGGAUGUUCAGCAAUGAGGAUGUUACUAUUGGAGCUUGGAUGCUUGCAAUGAAUGUCAAUCAUGAGAAUAAUCUUGAACUUUGUGCUUCAGACUGUACAGCCACGUCAAUUGCUGUGUCGGAUAUUCCAAAGUGUUCAGACUAA